AACAGUAGCAAACGUCAACAACUAGGGUAAAGAAAAGAGAGCCGCACAAACUUUAACUUUUCACCUUUUGUUAGAUAUCUAAUCUUCGAAGAUAGAUUCAGAUCGGAAACGGAAGAAAGAUUCGGUCUCGUCGAUAGAUCGAACGUCGGAGAAAUCGAAAGAGAAGAAAGACGACCACCACCACAACAACAAGCAGCACCGGAAGAAGAGCAAGAUGGCGUCGAGGGACCAGGUCAAGGCGUCGCACAUUCUGAUUAAGCAUCAAGGAUCUCGGAGGAAGGCGUCGUGGAAGGAUCCAGAAGGGAAGAUCAUUAUGACUACUACCAGAGAAGCCGCCGUCGAACAGCUCAAAUCGAUCCGUGAAGACAUCGUCUCCGGCAAGGCUAACUUCGAGGAUGUGGCUACUCGCGUUUCCGACUGUAGCUCCGCUAAACGCGGCGGAGAUCUAGGUCCUUUUGGUCGAGGUCAAAUGCAGAAACCAUUUGAGGAAGCAACUUACGCACUCAAGGUUGGAGAUAUAAGCGACAUUGUUGACACAGACAGUGGAGUCCAUAUCAUAAAGAGAACAGCUUGAUCCUGAUCUCCUUCAAAAGCCACCCUCUCAUGUAUUAAAAGUUGCCAGCUUAUUUUCCUUCUCUUCUAUAGACCAAAGAAGAACAUAGAAGAAGGAAGAAUAAGAUUAAGCUUCGUUGUUAUUAUGGCUUUGAUUCUGCAUGUUUCUACGGAUUUGAUACAAUCAAACAUAUGAUAAAACCAGUCAUUGUAUCUCAGUUUCUUCUUAUAACUUUCAUAAUGGUAAACUCUCGCGAGUAUUUUGGUUUCUCUUUUCCACUCUUCAUGGUGAUUAUAUCUUUUAAGGUGUA
Eutrema salsugineum is the source of this 863-nucleotide messenger RNA. RefSeq names its product peptidyl-prolyl cis-trans isomerase Pin1. Bases 215 to 574 code for a protein of 119 amino acids. The transcript is spliced from 2 exons. Gene Ontology annotation, molecular function: peptidyl-prolyl cis-trans isomerase activity. Lineage: Eukaryota; Viridiplantae; Streptophyta; Magnoliopsida; Brassicales; Brassicaceae. The record is from RefSeq and is a predicted model, not a curated record. Gene Ontology annotation, cellular component: cytosol; nucleus.